Betta splendens (Siamese fighting fish) is the source of this 768-nucleotide messenger RNA. RefSeq names its product translation machinery associated 7 homolog (gene tma7). The record is from RefSeq and is a predicted model, not a curated record. The transcript is spliced from 4 exons. The coding region runs from base 127 to 321 and encodes 64 amino acids. Lineage: Eukaryota; Metazoa; Chordata; Actinopteri; Anabantiformes; Osphronemidae.
AAGCGUCAUUCUACUUCCGGUUCAGAGUUUACCGGGGGCCUAACAACGCGGAUUAAGACAACCGGCUGUGUUCGCAGCAAAUAUAUGUUUAUUUCUGUCUUGACUGUACUAUAAAGAAUUUUAAUCAUGUCUGGUAGAGAAGGAGGCAAAAAGAAACCACUGAAGGCACCAAAGAAACAGAGCAAGGAAAUGGAUGACGAUGAAAUGGCCUUCAAGCAGAAGCAGAAGGAAGAACAGAAAGCUUUGGAUGCACUGAAGGCGAAAGCUUCAGGGAAAGGACCUCUAGGCGGUGGUGGGAUCAAGAAGUCGGGCAAAAAGUAAAAUUCCAGUCUGAUAUCAAUGCUCGUUCACUCCUCGACUUUGCUUCCCUUGUUUGUACAGUUGUUGAAAGGUUCCAGUUUGCUAUAGUGUGUUAAACAUGGACCCUGUCCAUUUCUAAACCCUCCCUGUUGUGGAAGGUGCAGUGAACAUGUGGACAACAUGCAUUUAUGUAUAAACGUUGGUGGCAAAUACAUCUAUUAUUAGUCAGGUGUGGUGCACACAUCCACCCAAGAAAUUAAAAGUUUUGUUGUUGGUAACUCUUCACUCUUAAUUUACCCUGACUAAAAUCUUCAAAUCCUGUUUAGAAAUGAGGCUUUGUAGCAUUAGAAAUGCAAAAGUUGGAAAAAAAAAUCCUCAUGCUAAUUGUUUUGUUUCCAUGUAAAACCUUUAUCAGAGACAUGUUAGCUCACAUUUUAGAGGGAGAUGCCAAUAAAGGUUUUGUAAUUA